AUGAAUUGUCUUCCACGUGUUUACUUCAGCUGGGCUCUCCUGACUGUAGCUGUGAUCCCCGCGUCGUCAGGAGAAAUGUAUACAUCGCUGCUGAACGUAAAGCAGGCGAUCAGCGUUGAACGGAAGCUGAUCGAUUACUUGAGAACUUAUAUUGACCAGGAGCUGGAGAGGCUGGAGGACAUCAAACGCUUUUAUGUCAAAGUGUCUGACCUUCACACUGAACUUUACAAAGGCCCGGGGACUGCGAUGGCAAACCCUCUGGUGGCAUUCACCCUGAUCAAGCGGCUGCAUUCAGAGUGGCUGAAUGUCGUCUACAGCAACGAAGCCUUGGAGAACACACAAGCCCUCAGGUCCAGUUACGAGGACAAAGAGGCCGAUCUGCCCAAACUGGAAGACCUCCAGGGGGCCGCCAAGGGGCUGAUGAGGCUGCAGGAUGUGUAUGCUCUCCAAGUUACGAGCCUCGUAAGGGGUCGUUUCCAGAGAGUCUCUAAUGGAAAGCCUAUUGAUAUCUACAUGCCAACAGUCUCUGUCCCACUGUCUGGUGAUGACUGCUUUCUGGUUGGAAAGGUGGCCUACGAGCAGGAAGACUACUACCACUCAGUGCAGUGGUUGGAGGAGUCGGUGCGUCUCUUCAGGGGAACCGGAGGCGAGUGGAGCCCUGAGAAUGAAGGGACUUUAGAGGAUGCCCUGGAUCACCUGGCCUUCUCUCACUUUAAAACAGGAAACGUCUCCUACGCUCUGAGUCUAUCUCAGGAGUUACUGCAUUACGAUCCAAUGAAUGGAAGAGUUUUGCAGAAUGUUGAGAAAUAUGAGAAGCUGCUGGUCGCUGCUAGUCCACCCAGGGUCAGUGGGUUGAGGAGACCCACAACCAAACAUGUAAGGACCAGGGACACUUAUGAGAGACUCUGCCAGACCCAAGGCUCUCAGCCAAUGCAUUUUGAAAACCCCAGACUAUUCUGUGACUACUUCACCAACGACAAUCCUGGGCUGCUACUGCUGCCAGUAAGACGUGAAGUGUUGAGCCUGCAGCCAUAUGUGGUCCUCUACCACAACUUCAUCACUGACACAGAAGCUGAAGAUGUCAAGAGGAUCGCCCAGCCAGGACUGACAAGGUCUGUGGUGGCAGCUGGAGAGAAACAAGCAACAGCAGACUAUCGCAUCAGCAAGAGUGCAUGGCUGAAGGACUCAGCACACUCCAUUGUUGGGAAGCUGGACCAGAGGAUCUCUAUGCUCACAGGUCUGAACGUGAAGCAUCCAUAUGGCGAGUACCUCCAAGUGGUGAAUUAUGGGAUUGGUGGCCAUUAUGAGCCUCACUUUGACCAUGCUACAUCACCUUCAAGUCCCGUGUUCAAACUGAAAACUGGGAAUCGAGUGGCAACCUUUAUGAUAUACCUCAGCUCUGUCGAUGCAGGUGGGUCCACAGCCUUCAUCUACGCCAACUUCAGCGCUCCUGUCGUGGAGAAAGCCGCCAUCUUCUGGUGGAAUCUCCACAGAAAUGGUCAAGGAGACGUAGACACCCUGCAUGCUGGCUGCCCUGUGCUUAUUGGGGACAAAUGGGUGGCAAACAAAUGGAUCCAUGAGUAUGGCCAAGAGUUCCAACAUCGCUGCAGCCUGAAUCCUGAAGAGUGA
Molecule: messenger RNA, 1629 nt
Organism: Seriola dumerili (greater amberjack)
Lineage: Eukaryota; Metazoa; Chordata; Actinopteri; Carangiformes; Carangidae
Gene: p4ha3
Product: prolyl 4-hydroxylase subunit alpha 3
Exons: 13
Coding region: 1-1629 (542 amino acids)
Biological process (GO): peptidyl-proline hydroxylation to 4-hydroxy-L-proline
Cellular component (GO): endoplasmic reticulum
Molecular function (GO): iron ion binding; procollagen-proline 4-dioxygenase activity; protein binding
Source: RefSeq, a predicted model, not a curated record